ACCAGCAAGCACACGACACGCACUGACCAAACACCACCCCGAUAAAAACAGAGCGCCGCAGCGAUGCUCCAGGUUCGCGCGCCCCCCACCUUCCUCCCCUCCACCACCUCCUCCUCCUCGCCAUCAUCCUCGUCGCAGGCGCCGGCGCCCUCUGCGUCCUUCGGGAGGGGCAGCCACCGGCGCGGCGGGCUGGUCCCCUUCGCCGCGGCGGCGUCACCGCGGCGCGGCGCGGCGAGGCGUUCCGUGAUGGCCGCGGCGGGGGCGGCUAAGCUCGAGGACGCCGACGCGCUCAUCGACUCCGUGGAGACCUUCAUCUUCGACUGCGACGGUGUGAUCUGGAAGGGAGACAAGCUGAUCGACGGCGUGCCGGAGACGCUCGACUUGCUCCGAUCGAAGGGCAAGAGGCUGGUGUUCGUCACAAACAACUCCACCAAGUCGAGGAAGCAGUACGGCAAGAAGUUCGAGACGCUGGGACUGAGUGUCGACGAGGAAGAGAUCUUCGCUUCAUCCUUCGCAGCUGCAGCCUACCUGCAGUCCAUCGAUUUCCCCAAGGACAAGAAGGUGUAUGUCAUCGGAGAGGAAGGGAUUCUCAAGGAGCUGGAGCUGGCUGGGUUUCAGUACCUCGGCGGACCCACAGAUGGAGACAAGAAGAUAGAGCUGAAGCCUGGUUUUUACAUGGAGCAUGACAAAGAUGUGGGAGCAGUAGUUGUCGGAUUCGAUCGCUACUUUAACUACUACAAAGUUCAGUACGGGACACUUUGCAUCCGUGAGAACCCAGGUUGCCUUUUCAUUGCAACAAACAGGGACGCCGUCACUCAUCUUACCGAUGCCCAAGAAUGGGCAGGUGGUGGGUCAAUGGUCGGCGCAAUUCUUGGUUCCACUAAGCAAGAACCACUCGUUGUUGGGAAGCCAUCCACUUUCAUGAUGGACUACCUGGCAAAGAAGUUCGGAAUCACAACAUCUCAGAUAUGCAUGGUGGGUGACCGGUUGGAUACGGAUAUCCUGUUUGGCCAAAACGGAGGCUGCAAAACUCUUCUUGUUCUAUCAGGUGUGACUUCCCUGCAGACACUUCAGAGCCCCGACAACUCAAUCCAGCCAGAUUUCUACACAAACCAGAUUUCUGAUUUUCUCACCCUCAAAGCAGCAACUGUCUGAAGGGCGAGCUCACCUUACUUUUGCAUAGGCGGCAUCGGCCAUGUUUCAGCAAAUAAGAAAACACAAAGGGUGGUUUUGCUUUUCAAAUUAUUGUGUAACCCUGAGACAUGUUCAUAUGUAGACUGAAGCACAUCUCAAAAGAUGGCAAGAAUUACUCCUUA
Panicum virgatum (switchgrass) is the source of this 1316-nucleotide messenger RNA. RefSeq names its product phosphoglycolate phosphatase 1A, chloroplastic-like. Lineage: Eukaryota; Viridiplantae; Streptophyta; Magnoliopsida; Poales; Poaceae. The coding region runs from base 64 to 1155 and encodes 363 amino acids. The record is from RefSeq and is a predicted model, not a curated record. The transcript has 11 exons. Gene Ontology annotation, molecular function: phosphatase activity.